Molecule: messenger RNA, 2838 nt
Organism: Orycteropus afer afer
Lineage: Eukaryota; Metazoa; Chordata; Mammalia; Tubulidentata; Orycteropodidae
Gene: ATP2C2
Product: ATPase secretory pathway Ca2+ transporting 2
Exons: 27
Coding region: 1-2838 (945 amino acids)
Biological process (GO): manganese ion transport; intracellular calcium ion homeostasis; calcium ion transmembrane transport
Cellular component (GO): Golgi membrane; plasma membrane; endoplasmic reticulum
Molecular function (GO): ATP hydrolysis activity; ATP binding; P-type calcium transporter activity
Source: RefSeq, a predicted model, not a curated record
AUGGAGGGCCGACGCUUCUCCAAGUUGCUGCAGAAACUCACGUCCCGCGCAGGCCACCAGUACGUGCCGCUGGAGAGCGGCGAGUUGGAAGCCCUGACUGAUGAGCAAUGCGAGUUGAAAGCCAUCGAGAAGGAGAAGACAGUGGUACCUCUGCCGCCCAAGGAAGCAUGCAAGUGCCACAAAGAAGACUUGGCCAAAGCAUUUUACGUGGACUUGGAGAACGGGCUGUCAGAGCUCGCGGUGACACAACGCAGGCUGGUCCACGGCUGGAAUGAGUUUGUUGCCGACAAUACAGAGCCUGUGUGGAAGAAGUACCUUGACCAGUUUAAGAACCCCCUGAUCCUGCUACUGCUGGGCUCGGCCCUGGUGAGCGUGCUCAUCAGAGAGUACGAGGAUGCCGUCAGCAUCACUAUGGCUGUGCUGAUUGUGGUCACCGUGGCCUUCAUCCAGGAGUACAGAUCAGAGAAGUCCCUGGAAGAGCUGACCAAGCUGGUUCCCCCAGAAUGCAACUGCAUAAGGGAAGGGAAACUCCAGCACCUGCUCGCACGAGACCUGGUUCCCGGAGAUAUCGUGGCCCUGUCCAUCGGAGACCGUGUCCCCGCAGACAUCCGCCUCACCGAGGUGACAGACCUCCUGGUGGACGAGUCCAGUUUUACCGGAGAGGCUGAGCCGUGCAGUAAGACGGACAGCGCCCUGCCGGGCGGGGGUGACCUCAGCAUGCUGAGCAACAUAGCCUUCAUGGGCACGCUGGUACAGUACGGGAAAGGCCAGGGCGUCGUGAUUGGAACGGGGGAGAGGUCUCAGUUUGGAGAAGUCUUCAAGAUGAUGCAGGCUGAAGAGACGCCUAAAACGCCCUUGCAGAAAAGCAUGGACAAGCUGGGGAGGCAGCUCACGCUCUUCUCGUUUAUCAUCAUCGGUCUGAUCAUGUUUGUGGGCUGGCUGCAGGGGAAGCCGCUGCUCAGCAUGUUCACCAUCGGUGUCAGCCUGGCUGUGGCUGCCAUCCCAGAGGGCCUGCCCAUUGUCGUCAUGGUCACGCUGGUCCUGGGAGUGCUGCGCAUGGCGAAGAAGCGGGUCAUCGUGAAGAAGCUGCCGAUUGUGGAAACACUAGGUUGCUGCAACAUCAUCUGUUCUGACAAGACGGGGACUCUGACAGCCAAUGAGAUGACGGUGACCCAGCUGGUGACGUCCGACGGGCUCCAUGCUGAGGUCAGUGGGGUUGGGUACAACGGCAAGGGGAGUGUAUGUCUCUUACCGUCUAAGGAAGAGCUGAAGGAAUUUUCCAACGUCUCAGUGGGAAAGUUAGUGGAGGCAGGCUGUGUGGCCAACAACGCUGUCAUCAGGAAGAACGCAGUGAUAGGACAGCCCACAGAGGGGGCCCUGAUCGCCCUGGCCAUGAAGAUGGGCUUAGGGGACGCCAAAGAGUCCUACGUGAGGAAACAGGAGAUGCCAUUCAGCUCGGAACAGAAGUGGAUGGCGGUGAGAUGCAGCCCGAAGAACGAGGGGCAGGAGGACGUGUACUUCAUGAAGGGGGCCUUCGAGGAGGUGAUCCACCACUGCACCACGUACAACCACGGGGGCAUUCCCCUGCCCCUGACGCCCCAGCAGCAGGCGCUCUGCAAGCAAGAGGAGAGGAGGCUGGCCUCACUCGGCCUGCGGGUGCUGGCUCUGGCGUCGGGGCCCGAGCUGGGGCAGCUGAUGUUUCUGGGCCUUGUCGGAAUCAUUGACCCACCGAGGGCUGGCGUGAAGGAGGCGGUCCAGGUCCUCUCCGAAUCAGGCGUGUCCGUGAAAAUGAUCACGGGAGAUGCCCUGGAGACAGCCCUGGCAAUAGGAAGAAAUAUUGGCCUGUGCAACGGGCAGCUGAGGUCCAUGUCUGGGGCAGAGGUGGACAGCAUGGAGGAGGGCGAGCUGGCUGAGCACGCCAGGAAGGUCUCCGUAUUCUUCAGGACCAGCCCAAAGCACAAACUCAAACUCAUCAAGGCCUUGCAGGAGUCGGAGGCAAUCGUGGCCAUGACGGGAGAUGGGGUGAAUGACGCGGUUGCCCUGAAGUCGGCAGACAUCGGGAUUGCCAUGGGGCAGAUGGGGACAGACGUCAGCAAGGAGGCCGCCAACAUGAUCCUGGUGGACGAUGACUUCUCCGCCAUCAUCGACGCCGUGGAGGAAGGCAAGGGGAUUUUUUAUAACAUCAAAAACUUCGUCCGCUUCCAGCUGAGCACGAGCAUCUCCGCGCUGAGCCUCAUCACGCUGUCCACUGUGCUCAACCUGCCCAACCCCCUGAACGCCAUGCAGAUCCUGUGGAUCAACAUCCUCAUGGACGGGCCGCCCGCGCAGAGCCUGGGGAUGGAGCCCGUAGACAAGGACACCCUGAGGCAGCCACCGAGGAGCAUCAGGGACACCAUCCUGGGCCGAGCCCUCAUCCUGAAGAUCCUGCUGUCUGCCAGCGUCAUCAUCAGCGGCACCCUCUUCGUCUUCUGGAAGGAGACCCCUGCAGACAAGGCCAGCACACCACGCACCACGACCAUGACCUUCACGUGCUUUGUGCUCUUUGACCUCUUCAACGCCCUGACUAGCCGCUCCCAGACCAAGCUCAUCUGUGAGAUCGGCCUGUGCAGGAACCGCGUGUUUCUCUACUCGGUGCUCGGCUCUGUCCUGGGGCAGCUGGCCGUCAUCUAUGUGCCUCCCCUGCAGAGGGUCUUCCAGACGGAGAACCUGGGCGUGCUCGACUUGCUGUUUCUCACGGGACUGGCCUCGUCUGUCUUCGUGCUGUCGGAGCUCCUGAAGCUGUGGGAGCGGGCCAGCUGCCAAGCCCGCGAGGCCCAGCUCUCCCAGGAAGAGGUCUAA